Molecule: messenger RNA, 1187 nt
Organism: Arabidopsis lyrata subsp. lyrata
Lineage: Eukaryota; Viridiplantae; Streptophyta; Magnoliopsida; Brassicales; Brassicaceae
Product: guanylate kinase 3, chloroplastic
Exons: 2
Coding region: 124-978 (284 amino acids)
Biological process (GO): purine nucleotide metabolic process
Cellular component (GO): cytosol
Molecular function (GO): GMP kinase activity
Source: RefSeq, a predicted model, not a curated record
UUUAAAAGAGCCAUUUUUGAACAAGAAAACCCUAGAUAUCGUGCUAAGAAGAAGAAGAUACAGGUAAAAUCGCGGCAAAAGCUCUUUGGGAAUCCCAAAGGUUGAUACUUUAAUCCCCCCCAAAUGAUUCGCAAGCUCUGUUCUUCUUCUUUCUCUCGCUCCAUCAUCUUCCCCAACAAACCCAUCUUCAUCUCCCGCUCUUUCCCUCAUCCACUACUCCGUCACUCUUCUGCUCUCUCUUAUUCCUCCUUGAAAAUGACCGAUACCCAGAUCCCUGAUAACUCUAGUUCGUCCUCAAAUCAAUCUCCCACCAAACCCGAAUCGCUUCGUUCCCUCGAAUUUCAAUUGGGUUCUUCUUUCACCGCCGAUCCAAUUAUCCCACCGCCGAAUCAGAUCGUCAUCGUUAUCAGUGGUCCGAGCGGAGUUGGCAAAGACGCAGUGAUCAACAAGCUUCGUGAGGUUCGUGAAGGUCUACAUUUCGUUGUUACCGCCACUAGCCGUCCGAUGCGACCUGGUGAAGUUGAUGGUAAAGACUAUUUCUUUGUCUCGAGAGAUCAAUUCUUAUCAAUGGUGGAGAACGAAGAGCUUCUUGAAUACGCACUUGUUUAUGGAGAGUACAAAGGGAUUCCAAAGAAGCAGAUUCAGGAGUUUAUGGCUAAAGGGGAAGACAUUGUUCUUAGAGUUGAUAUUCAAGGAGCUCAGACGUUAAGGAGGAUACUUGGUAACUCUGCCGUGUUUAUAUUCCUUGUGGCGGAGAGUGAGCUUGCGAUGGUGGAGAGGUUGAUUGAUCGGAAGACGGAGAGUCAAGAGGAGCUGCUUGUUAGAGUUGCUACGGCGAGGGAAGAGGUUAGGCAUCUAAAGAACUUUGAUUACGUUGUGGUGAAUGCAAAAGGGAGGCUUGAUGAUGCGGUUAAUCGCGUGGAAUCCAUUAUCGAUGCUGAGAAAUCCAAAGUUCAUCAAAGGAUUGUCAGGAUUUGAUGUGCUGAUUGCUUGCUGUCUCCAGUCACGGUUUCAUCGCGAACCAAGACAAUUUUGGUAUCUGUACAAGGGAAAUGAACAUUCAGGUGAUUCCUCCCUGUUACAAGGAAUCCUUUUGAAUCAAAGUUAGCUAAAUGGAUUCUGUUAUUAUCAUACUCACAGUUUGAUUAAUCGUGUUACUUAAUGUUAUGGAGCAUUGUUGAUAACAA